UCUGCUCCUUUGAAUCCUCUCUCUCUCUCUCUCUCUCUCUCGACGACCUUUAAAGAGAGAUACUGACUCAGCUCCUUUGUCUUCUCAGUUAUCACUCUCAAAAGUAUUUGUCAAAGAGCCAACGAGAAAGAAAACCCUUCUCGGAGAACCCUCUGAUCCAAUCAGAAACAACCAUCGCCAUGGACUACGAGUAUGGAGAGUACUGCAGGAGAGGACACGUGCCGGCUUUCGGGAGCUGGGACUGGAACGACGCCGUUCCGUUCACACAGUGCUUCGAAACUGCGCGUCAAGACCGUGAUCUCUACGUCGCCGGCGAUCUCUACGGCGACCACCUCUUUGCCCCCGCCAUGAUCGUCGUCCCUCGACAUCGGGCAAAAGUGGGUCAGGAGCCUCCACGAGCGAAAAGAGCUACGAAUAAAGAAGACUGCAGCUUGAAGGCGGCGCGUGAGUACGACGCGCCGGCCACCUGCCCUACUCCGUCGUCGAGGAGACCGGCGCCGAAGCCUGUGGACGAGGACUUGUAUACAAUAUCUCCCGAGCUCGUAAAAGCUAAAUCCAAAAGGCAGGGGAAUGGUGGGUUUGGAUGCUUCUCAAGAUGUUUCUUGCCAACUCGAGUUUCAUGAAGCUGCUGCUGUUGUACGAGAGAGAAAGAGAGAGAUCUUUACAUAAAGUAUGCGCUAUAUAUAUAUAUAUAUAUAAUUGUAUGUGAAUGUAUAUGUAUCUAUGCGAGAAAGAGAAGAGAAAAAGAAACGGAGAAAAAGGGUGGUGGAUUGAAGGGAAAAUCGUGUAACCCUCGGGGAAAGGGAGCCUAUGAUAUUCAAGAAAAAUGAAACUUUUUUAUUGAGGCUUUUU
Messenger RNA from Tarenaya hassleriana, 852 nucleotides. RefSeq lists its product as uncharacterized. The transcript is spliced from 4 exons. The coding region runs from base 180 to 623 and encodes 147 amino acids. NCBI's taxonomy places the organism in Eukaryota, Viridiplantae, Streptophyta, Magnoliopsida, Brassicales, Cleomaceae. The record is from RefSeq and is a predicted model, not a curated record.